CUCACAUCCUUGGGUAAACUAAAGUUAUGCCAAGCGUGAAUGUCAAAAACUAUCGAAUCUAUUAAAUCAGGAAAUUUGGUUGGACCCUUAAAAAAUCUCUCCGUGACUCUUAAGUCGAGCUGAUACGGGUUUCUACUCUUUACCAUGUAAAAUGCAAGGAAGUAAAAACUUUAACUACUUAAACUACUUUGAUAGAGAACAACAAGAGGAUUUGGCUCAAUUCGAUCCGAAAGAGAAACGUAAUGGAAAAUCCGAAUAGGAUUAGAAGUCAGAUAUAGAUCCCAGUGUCCGAAUCUGCACUGGCAAAAAAUACCCACCUUAAAGCCACACCGCCUCACUUUUUCCUCAACCACCAUCAUCAGCUUCAAACUCACGCCCACAGACUCCACUUUCAUUCAAUUCACUUCUCGCAUGCAUGUUGAUUGUCGCCAAUCACCACCAUCUCUGAUCUGCCCAAUCCCCCACAAACCUGUUCUAGUCGUAGCUCCAUCAGUAUUGUCGUUCGUCGUUGCAAGCGGCGGCCACGCAUUGCCGUGGUUGAAUUCACACGCAUACACUGUGAACCGCCCAACCUGGUGCUCAUCCCUCUGCUCAACAGUGUUCUUUUCCUGCUCGUCUGAACCUAGCGCUCGUGCUUGCUGGAUUGCUGUUGUUGAUCUAAUCCCAUUCACCGGCCUGCUCCAGGAAGUCUACACGGAAUAGAAUAUAUGAUCGUGGAAACAACAAAUAUCUGGGAUAAUCUCUAAAUAGUACAAAACAAGCACUUGUGGACAGAAAGCUUUCUCGAAAGUCUUGGUCUUCCUUUCAUCUCUUUGGUAGUUUUCUCUCUCCAUUAUCUCAUUAUCACUUGGCUUCACCAUAUGCUCGUCCCCCUGCUCAACAGUGCUCUCUUCCUGCUCAUUCGAACCUAGCGCUCGUGCUUGUUGGAUUGCUCUCGUUGAUCUAAUCCCGUUCAACAGUCUCCUCCAGGAAGUCUACUCGGAAUAGUGUUCUCUUGCUGCUCAUCUGAACCUAGCGCUCGUGCUUGUUGGAUUGCUCUCGUUGAAUUAAUCCUGUUCAACGGUCUCCUCCAGGAAGUCUACUCGGAAUAGUGUUCUCUUGCUGCUCAUCCGAACCUAGCGCUCGUGCUUGUUGGAUUGCUCUCGUUGAUCUAAUCCCGUUCAACGGUCUCCUCCGGGAAGUCUACUCGGAACAGGAUAUAUGAUCGUGGAAACUAUGAAUAUUGGAGAUAAUCUCUAAAUAUUACGAAGCAAGCACUUGUGGACAAAAAGCAUCCUCAAAAGUCUUGGUCUUCAUUUCAUCUCUUUGGUAGGUGAAAGUCUUGGUCUUCCUCGACUUCAUAGUUUUCUCUCUCCAUUAGCUCAUUAUCGCUUUGAUUCACCAUAACCUUUGUUGUUGUCUCCAGUGAUUGAUUCACCCAUGGCCAUUGUAGAGAUCGUUUUGGGUUCCGUCUUGGCUUCCUUCUUUCAGGCCCUGUUCGACAAAUUAGCAUCUUUGGGAUUGAACUAUGCGCAAAGGGAAGGAACACCACCCUUUUCUGGAAUUAGCACUGACCUGCUCAAUAAAUGGAGGAAGACGCUAGACACAAUCAAUGCAGUGCUGGAUGAUGCAGAGGACAGGCAACUGAGCGGUAACUAUAGAGUGAAACUGUGGUUGGACGAUGUUAGGGACUUCGCCUAUGACAUGGAAGACUUGCUUGAUGAGCUCGCGAUCCAAGCCACUCAGGUUAAGUCGGGGGCAAAAUCCAGCAAAAGCAGAGGUCAGAUAAAUUGGAAGUUCUCUUGCUUUGGCCGAGAUAAAUCCUCCAGAUCAAAUCCAAACCCACACUCGCUCGUGUUUGAAACCGAGGUCCAAGAGAUCAAUGAUAGGUUGGAAGAGAUUGUCACCAUGAAGUAUCAUCUAAGAUUGAGAGAGAAUGUUGUGGGCAGAUUUGACAACACCAACCAAAGGCUUCCUAGCACUUCUCUGUCGGAGACUCAAUUUUUCGGCAGGGAGAAGGAAGAAGCACAAAUACUCGAACGAUUAAUUAGUGAUGUCGAAAAUUCUAAUGCCACGCUGAGCAUAGUCCCCAUAGUUGGGAUGGGUGGUGUUGGAAAGACGGCAUUGACUCAAAGGCUGUAUAAUGAUGCCAGAGUGAAAAGCUAUUUCAAGACUCGAGCAUGGGUUUGUGUGUCAGAUGUUUUUGAUGUUCUCGACAUAACAAAGACUAUUUUGCGGUCGAUCACCGGGUUGUCCUGCGAGGGUGAAGAUCUUAACGGGCUUCAAGUUAAGUUGAAGGACAAUCUAUCUGGAAAGAAGUUUCUUGUGGUUUUAGACGAUGUCUGGAAUGAGAACUACGGAAAAUGGACUGACCUCUUAAAGCCAUUUGAAGCGGGGGCCAAGGGAAGCAAGAUCAUUGUCACAACUCGCAACCUUGCUGUUGUUUCUAUAAGAGGAGCUUCGCCGUAUCCUUUGGAGGAGUUGUCCCUUGAUAAUUGUACAAGCUUAUUAGCCUUUCAUGCUCUUGGAGCAACAAAUUUUGAAAGCCACCCAAAUCUUGAAAGAAUAGGCAAGAAAUUAGCUAAAAAAUGUAAAGGCUUGCCUUUGGCAGUGAAGAUGUUAGGCGGUGCCCUAUGUAACGAAAGGAAUCCGGAUAAAUGGAAAGCUAUAUUAAAUAACAGAAUAUGGGAUCUUCCGAAGGGAAAAAAAGAUGAGAUUCUCCCAGUUUUGAAAUUGAGCUAUGUCCAUCUUCCUUCUUAUUUGAAGAGAUGUUUUGCUUAUUGUGCGGUAUUUCCCAAGGAUUAUGAAAUUGAGAGGGAUGAGUUGGUGCUUUUAUGGAUAGCAGAGGGCUUUUUAGAUGGACAAAAAGCAAAGAAAGAUAUAUUGAGAUUGGGAUGGGAUCACUUCGAUGAGUUAGUAUCGAGAUCAUUUCUUCAACAAUCAAGGGUCAACGCAUCUAAGUUUUUAAUGCAUGAUCUUCUAAAUGAUCUAGCAAAGUCUAUUGCGGGUGGGACAUGCUUUAGGUCAGGGGAGUCUCAGCUAGCAGGUAAUGAAGACGAUGCAUCUCAAGAGAAAGCUCGUUAUGCAUCAUUCAUCACAACAUGGUUUGUUACAUCAAAAUUCCUGAGAGCAUAUCACGGAAUGAAGGUACUAAGAAGUUUAAUUCUAGUACGUGUUGGAUAUAGUGGGGGCUCUUUCUCUAUUUCCAACAAGGUGCUACAUGACUUGCUAACAAACUUAAAGUACUUGAGGGUGUUCUCGUUAUGUCAUUGUCACAUCACAAAGGUACCGCAUUGUGUCGGUGAUUUAAAACAUCUUCGAUAUCUCAAUUUCUCGUACACCAAUAUCAAAUGGCUACCUGAGUCAAUGAGCACCUUGUGCAAAUUACAAGCUUUGAUAUUGAGAGGUUGUCGAAAGCUUUCUAUGUUGCCUUCAGGUACCACAAAAUUGGUCAGCUUACAGUUUCUUGACAUUAGAGAUACAGAAAGUCUAAAAGAGAUGCCAUUGGGUAUCAGUAAUUUGAAGAAUCUUACUAUCUUGUCCAAGUUUGUGGUGGGAAUAGAGAAAGGGUCACAGUUAAAAGAGUUAAAGAAGUUGCCACAUCUUCAAGGAGAAUUACUCAUAUCAGAAUUGCAAAAGGUGGAAGAAGUGAGAGACGCGGUUGAUGCUAAUUUGUCAGGAAAGCAAGGCCUUAGCAACUUAGCCUUGCAUUGGGGUGAAGAUUUUGGAAAUUUGCGGAAUGAUAAGUGUGAAGCGCAGGUGCUUCACUUUCUGCAACCUCACACUAAUAUUGAAAAUCUCACUAUCUCAUACUAUAGUGGUACAAAACUCCCAUCCUGGUUAGAUAGUCCAUCAUAUUCUAAGAUAGUGUCUUUGUACUUGCGAGACUGUCCUAAUGUCACGUCGUUGCCCCUACUUGGACAACUACCUUCACUUAAGGAAUUAUCUCUUAAAGGUCUACAUGCAGUAAGAAUGAUAGGCUCUGAAUUUUACGGUGGUAAAAGGCCUUUCUCGACCUUAACAACUUUGAAGUUUGAAGAGAUGUUGGCAUGGAAGGAUUGGGGUCGUUAUGCCGGGGACCCAAAAGAAGAAGUCCCAUUCUCCUGUCUUCAGCAUCUUGUUGUCCGGAGUUGUCCUUCGUUGGUCGAGACAUUGCCUUGUCAACUUGAUCUUCUCAUAAAACUUGAAAUUCAUUCAUGCCCGCAUUUGAAUAACUUAACCGGCAUUGUUCGUCUUCCAUCUCUCCGCGAGUUAUACCUUGAGGAUUGUAAUAAGGAGAUCUUAACGUGCUUGGUCAACCUAACUUCUUUAACCGUUCUCAGAGUUGAAAAUCUUGCAGAUCUCGUUUGCUUUAAUCAUGAGUUUAUGAGCGGUUGGGUCAAGCUAAAAGAGCUUGAAAUAAGAAGCUGUGACAAGCUAACACACUUGUGGCAAGAUGAAAAUGAAACAAGAAAUCUUAUUUGCCUCCAGAAAUUAGCCAUCCAAAGCUGUGCUCAAUUCACGUCUUUUGUGGCAGGAGAAAAAGAGAUAGAGCUGCCUUCCAACCUUGAAAGCAUGGAAUUAAGGGAUUGCAUGAGUUUAGAAAAGCUUCCGAGCAAAAUGCAGGCCCUCAGAAAUUUUGUUAUUGAGAAUUGUCCAAAACGCAUGGGAUUUAUCAUUGCUUCCGAUGAUCCCACCAGUAUUAACCCGAUGCCUCAAUUUGUUGCUCUAAAGACACUUAAAAUUAGUUAUUGCGAGGGAGUGGAGUCACUGGAAGAGAUCGCCAUAGCAUUGUUGAAAUAUUUAACUAUUGACAACUGUAAGAAACUAAGAAGUCUACCACAGUGCCUUCGCAUGCUCUCCCAUCUCACUUUUUUUAAAAUACGUGACUGUCCAGCAUUGGAGAUAGAGGACUUCCCUCCCCUUCCCAUCACCCUGUCAUAUUUCGUGCUCUAUAAUUGUCCUAAGGUAAAGUAUCUACCAAAUCAGUGGCACCAUCUUGCAUCCCUCACGUACAUAAGUAUUUCUUGCCAAAAUAUCAAACGCUUGCCCGAAGGAGGUUUUCCUCCCAAGUUGCAGACCCUUUCCAUUACAAGGUGCGAGAAUCUGGAGCAGCCAGUGAGAGAAUGGGGCUUACCCCUCCUCACAUCCCUCAAGUAUCUAUUAAUUGACGGAAUGAGCAUGGGAAGGGAGGGAGAGAAGGUGCGGUUUCCAUCGGAGGAGAAUGAGGAGGAGGAUGCGUGGAGUCUUCUCUUCCCUUCCUCUCUAACCACUCUUGUGAUUAAACGGAUGAAGAACGUGGAAAGACUGUCGAGCGGUCUUCGCAACCGCCUCUCCUCUCUCCAACAUUUGGGGAUUUUCGAUUGCCCGAAGCUGAGGUACUUGCCAGAGGAUGGCCUCCCUCCCUCCCUCCAACGAUUGUUGAUAGAAGGAUGCGAGAUUCUGAAAGAUCGAUGCUCAAACCUCGGUGGCGACUAUUGGCCCCUCAUCCAAGACAUCCCGAGCAUCAAGAUUGAUAGCGUUCGGAUCCAGUGAAUUGAUUCGGCCAUGUACAGUGAGUUUUCUAGGGUUCGGUGGAGAUGUUUCCCAUGAAUUUCCAAAAAACCAGCCAUUGAAGGUCAAAGACGGACAUUCGGGUGGGUUUUCUCGUUGGGUUGGAUCUUCCUCUUGCUAUAUUGAUGACAUAUCUUCAACUCUGCUUGAUGCCCAAACAAAUUGUGAAUGAAAAAUGUACUAUGCCUUGCAUGAGAGUCACGGAGAAUCGUAGCAUUCUGCAAUCAUAUUCCUCUGCAUUUUCAGCGUUCGCUGUUUAUUCUCUUCACAACAUCUUUUUCUUGUGCCCUAGCUCAUUC
Syzygium oleosum is the source of this 5810-nucleotide messenger RNA. Its product is annotated as putative disease resistance protein At3g14460. Gene Ontology annotation, biological process: defense response to other organism. Lineage: Eukaryota; Viridiplantae; Streptophyta; Magnoliopsida; Myrtales; Myrtaceae. The transcript has 7 exons. The record is from RefSeq and is a predicted model, not a curated record. Gene Ontology annotation, molecular function: ADP binding. The coding region runs from base 1420 to 5493 and encodes 1357 amino acids.